AUCUGCACAUACAUACUAACACACACACACACACUAACACACUUAUCUGCACAUACGUGCACACACAAACACAGAGAAAGGAAAAGGCAACCCCCCAAUGAUGUACGUAUCAGAAUGUCUAAAAUGAAAAACUCUGGCCAUGCCAAGUGUGGGUGGCGAUGUGGGGCACCAGAAUGUUCAUGGUUUGCAGAAUAGGAGUGUGAAUUGGCCCAGAGACACAAAAGCAUGUGCCCUUACAAAGAUGAGUACAUGACCAUUCUGAGCAGUCUUAUUUGUGAGAGCCCCAAACUAGAGACUUACCCCCACCCAUUCAUUCCUGUAAGAAUGGAUAAGCGAAUCCUGCUACACUCACAAUAGACUGCCAUCCAUCAGGCAAGCAAGCUAUUCACACGGUAUGGAUGAGCUCAAACAAUUAUACUGAGGGAAGAAGCCAGACAAUAGUAAAAGGGCUAUGGUUCCAUUUGCAUAACAUUCUAGAAACUACAGUUGUUGUGUAGUGGUGGCCGGAUCUGUAGUUGCCUAGGGAAUGGAGGGGGAGAGGGAGGGGAAAUGGAAAGUAAAGAAACCACAAAGGACUUAAGAAAAUCCAUCUCAGAGGUUGGUGGGUAUGGGCGUUUUCUUAACGUGUGCUAAGUGUAUACAGGUGUCAAGAGUCAUCCAAUAGUACCUUUUAUGUGUUAGCUUAAUUGCAUGUAAAUUAUACCUCGACACAUGCACAUGAUGGUAAGACAGGUUUUUCUACUGCCAUGGCUGAGUAUCAGGGCUCUCCGGCAUCUCUCACCCCUCCAUUCAGUUUCUCAGAAGCCCAAAAGAACUCUGCUCUCCUUGAGAGCCAAUGAAUUCCUCUUUGUUUCAAAGCUCUUUCUGACUUGGUGCCUGCCUGUUGCCUGCAGUCAGAACUGUUCUGGGGAGACUAGGAUCUACCACUUAAGAGUGUGCCAAGAACACAGGUGGGGGGGGAGUGCCACCUCAUUCUGGGGACUCAGAACUGGGGGUGAGCUGUCAGGAGAUUUCCUAGAGAAGCUGCUGCCUGAGUUAAUAACUCAAGAAAUGGGAACUGGCUCUUUCCGCCAUCUUGGCGCCUGUGGAGGCCUGCUGGGAACAGGACUUCUAACAGCAAGUAUGUCUGGAAGGCUGUGGUGCAAGGCCAUUUUUGCUGGCUACAAACGAGGUCUCCGGAACCAGAGAGAGCACACGGCUCUUCUUAAAAUUGAAGGCGUUUAUGCCCGAGAUGAAACGGAGUUCUACUUAGGCAAAAGAUGUGCUUAUGUGUAUAAAGCAAAAAACAAUACAGUGACUCCUGGAGGUAAACCAAACAAAACCAGAGUGAUCUGGGGAAAGGUAACUCGGGCCCACGGAAACAGCGGUAUGGUUCGUGCCAAAUUCCGAAGCAACCUUCCUGCAAAGGCCAUUGGACAUAGAAUCCGUGUGAUGCUGUACCCAUCCCGGAUUUAAACUAAUGGAGAGUAAAUAAAUAAAAGUAGAUUUGUG
Messenger RNA from Mus musculus (house mouse), 1491 nucleotides. RefSeq names its product predicted gene 14279. The record is from RefSeq and is a predicted model, not a curated record. The coding region runs from base 712 to 1455 and encodes 247 amino acids. NCBI's taxonomy places the organism in Eukaryota, Metazoa, Chordata, Mammalia, Rodentia, Muridae. The transcript has a single exon.